Sclerotinia sclerotiorum 1980 UF-70 is the source of this 603-nucleotide messenger RNA. RefSeq lists its product with no specific name. The transcript is spliced from 3 exons. The record is from RefSeq and is a predicted model, not a curated record. NCBI's taxonomy places the organism in Eukaryota, Fungi, Ascomycota, Leotiomycetes, Helotiales, Sclerotiniaceae. Bases 1 to 603 code for a protein of 200 amino acids.
AUGAAUUCAAUAGAAGGGUCAUCUAACGCAUCGACUCACGAUGUUCAUACUCAAUGUACAAAUACUAGUGGUGUACAGGUUACUGAUUCAUCUGCUGGUCAAGAACCAGACAAAAUAAGCCAAAUCAGUGUAAAGAUCGAUCAAAGUGUCAUUCGAUCCGAAGCCAAAGCCCUCAAUGAAGUAUCUGAUGCAGCCAGUGGACUUACUGCUACGACUGACCGUAUACCAGACCCUUACAUCCUGUCUCAAGUCUUCUUCCAACGCCUUGGAAAGUCUUCUCCAACCCUGAGAUCCUCUAAUAGCACACCUCAACGUCGUUUGCUAGCAUCUGGUACAAAAUCCAAGGGAGAAUUCAACAUCUUCAAGAUGUUUCCGCAUUUGCCCUUGGAGAUUCAGCGAAUUAUAUGGAAAAAGACCUUGCCAGGCCCGAAAAUUCUCCUUGUACAACCUCUCAUACCCGAACAACUGGUACACAAUAGUUACCUCACAAAUUAUCGUAUGCCGAAUUCGAUUGUGGUGAACAAGGAAGCUUUCGAAGAAAAUUCUGCCCUCGAAGACUCCAGUGUGAUUGUUUUCGAAGGAAUCUGUUUUGCUGAGAAGUAG